Molecule: messenger RNA, 3052 nt
Organism: Drosophila arizonae
Lineage: Eukaryota; Metazoa; Arthropoda; Insecta; Diptera; Drosophilidae
Source: RefSeq, a predicted model, not a curated record
UAGUUAACAUAUUUCACUACGCUUCGACACUUUUAGUAUUUAUAGUCAGUUCUUUAGCCUAUUUUUUCCGAUUUUAAAUUGCAAACAGUAUAAAAGAGGUCAAAGGUCUACUUGAGGCAAACGUACCUAUAAAAAUUAUUUGAACUACUUUCGGUACAAUUGUAAAGAACCCCAAAAUUCGUUGAGUUUAUUGCGCUCGCACCUCAACCGAGGAGCAGCGCUUAUAAGAACAUCUCAGUCGUUUCGGUUAACCUUAAGUACACGCACACAUCAAUAGCCAACGACAGCGCUCAAACCCCAUAACGCAACUGAGCCUGAACCUGCUGUGUAGGCUCGAUACAACACCGUCACUGCGUGCUCCCAGUCAACACCGCUAAAGACGAGGUUUAACUGCCGAUAAUAUGAAGGCCGAGCAAUUUAAUCGGCUAAUGCGAGUUAAUGGAGGCAAGAAUCUUUGGCUACUGCGCAACACCAAUCAGCUAUACGAGAAUGCGGUUAAGACCUACUAUUCACGCAGCACCUCACUGCUACCCUAUAGUCCGGAGGUACCUCAAACUGUUAGGACUCGAGAAGAGAACCAAGCACCGGUACGGACGUUGGCAGUGCGGCGGGAACGCCAUUCGGUCACAGAAUACCCACGCAAUCAUAAGCAAAUGGCCGACCAGGCCGCCUCGGUCAGCUCCGGCCAAUUGCUAAACACUGUGAUGCAGGCGAGCCGUCGCCGAUCGAUGUCCUUCACAGCGGGCGGUCUUCGCAUGUACAGCAACCAGCUGCUGGACAACAGCGACGAGGUGCAGGAGAGGCUCAGUCCGGAGAAUAGCAGCACGAUGCUCAACGAUGCAGAGCAGCCGGCUAAUGAGCCGCUAAGGGAACGAGAUCUUGACCUGUGUGCGUUGAGUGGUCGAUCGAUGAGCCUGCCGCCGCGCACCACGCUCGAGUUGGGCAUGGGCUACACGCUUGGCAAGGGCAAGGGACCGCCCAGCUGCAAGCAUCACUUCAUUGCGCUCGAGAAGACAAUGAGCGCGAAUCAGGCGUCCAUGGCAAAGCAGCGGAAGCGCAACAAGUAUGACUCCGAUGCCGAGCAGCUGAUGGUUGUCGACGAGGCGCUGAAGCAGCGCCUUGCCGUACGCUUCGAUCGGCAGUCGGAGGACGAGCCAAACUCGGCGCGCUUUCGCGUGGGCUACGGUAGCGCCAGCCUGAUCCAUGGCCGACAUAUGCCAGGGACGCAAAAGUCAUAUAAGCUGCGCAGCGAGAAGUCCGCGCCCCACGACAUCGGCAAGGAGCACACACACUUCCACACACUCAGCGAACGCAUUCGACAGUUCGAGGUCAUUCAAUUCGCUGACGGGCCGGUCACCUUUCAGGCGUUCAAUCGACGCCAGGGCUAUGGCAGCGGACGGUACCAGUCGACGGGCAGCAAGCACCUGCCCAAGCAGCAGCCCUGCCUGAGUUUCCACAAUGUGUUGCACACGAAUCACAGGCAGCGCAGCCUCAGCUUUCAGACGCGAUCGCAGUCGCACGAAAUGAGCCCCGAGCUGGAGGAGGAGCUAAAGCCAAAGUCAAAGUCAAAGCCGAAGCCGAAGCAGAAGCAGAAGCAGAAGCAGAAGCACCAGACGCCGCUGGCCAUGAAAGCAAACAGCAAACGCAGUGCGCCGACGCUGGGGCAGCUGGGAUCGCGAUCGGCCAACUGGCGACCACAGCAGCAGCAGCAGCAGCAGCAUCAGCAUCAGCAUCAGCAACAUCAGCGCCCGCAACGACCGAAACACAUCAUGGACGUACUGGCCCAACAGAUCCCAUCAGAACCCCCGGCCAUGCAAAAUCUUUUGUCAGACAAUUCCAAAAUGAGGCGUAAGCGUUCCAAUACGCCGUCCAAAAUCUUGAAGAGCAAGUCGAAGUGGUCCGUCAAGCAAGCAAGCAGCAAACGGAACCUAAAUCAGAGCACCGGCCGCAAGGCCAACGCAAAGUUCGUCAUAGACGCCAAUGACAAUCAGAUGCAGAAAUCGGCCGUGCUCGGCCGCGACACUGAUGAAGACAUCGAGGAAGCUCUGCUGAAGCCCACGCCCCGAUUCAAUGCUGAUAGCAUUGAGAGCGUGCCGCCUAAGGCGACCGCCUCCAACAAGCUGAGCCGCACCAGCCACUUGACCUUCAUCAAGGAUACGGUUCGGCGACCGGACCCGGCGGCGUCCCCUCGCCUGGACGCCCAGCUGCAGGAGCUGAAGAACCUGAAGCAGUCGACCCGACGAGUGCACUCGGAGCUGCCCAAACAGCCGCCAGCAUCGAAGGGCGCCCACCAUCUGCUGGCCUCCAGCGCCACCCAGGUGUCUGCUCACAAGCGCGCCUUCAAGAACCGGCAGCAACUACAGCAGGCCGAAAUGCUGCACCUACAGGCCCAGCAGCUGCCCACGGAACUGCAGCUGAAGCAGCAGCAGCAGCUACAGCAGCACAAGCAGGAGCAGCAGGAGCUGCGGAACAAGCGCUUCCAUCAGCAGCAGCAAUACCAGCACCAGCUGCGCUUGGCCAAGGAGCAGGCAACGGUGCGGCAGCCCAGCUACUUUCCCACAGUUAGCAAGAGGAGUUCGAUGCCUCAGGCGAAGCCAGAGCCGCAGGCCGUGGCCAAGCUGCCCGUGCGAAUGCCGUCAAGUUCGACGUCGCAGCUUCAGUUCAAGAAGCAGCUUCAGCAGCAGCUGCAGCAACAACAGCAACAGCAGCAGCAGCAGGAAAAGCCGUCUCAAUCCGUUAGGCAGGCACUACCAAAGAUUAGGUCGGGGCGGCAAUUAAUGCCGGAGGGCAACAGGUCAAUGCCGAAGCAAUUAUCGCUGCCGCUACUCGGACCGGAGCCGCACGGAAGCCGCCAGCAUCGGGCUUCAUCAAUAGUUGUGCCCCUUGAGGUGACGACCAAGCAGAAGCGAAAGCCGGUGCCGCGCUUGGCGUACAGCUACAAGACAGUUGGCCAGACCAGCGCCUCGGAGGAGUCCAUUGCCACUAUCAGCCAACAGCGACAGCAGCAGCAGCAACAGCAACUGCAGCAACAGCAACUGCAACAGCAGCAACU